This is a messenger RNA of Paramecium sonneborni, 1083 nucleotides long. NCBI's taxonomy places the organism in Eukaryota, Ciliophora, Oligohymenophorea, Peniculida, Parameciidae. The record is from the annotation of a GenBank genome assembly.
AUGAGCCUUAUUUUAAAGAAUAAUGUAGCCUUUCCUAUCUUUAAACAUUAAGAAACCUUGACCUUUCAUCGUAGAGAACAACCAAGUAGAACAACAAAUCGAUUUCAUACUGUUGCCCCAGUAAGACACUUAGUUUCUUAAUAAACCAGACCGAUAAAUUUGACCCAUUAAGGAGAAUAAGCUUUUGAGAGAAACCAUAAAGAUAAAUUAAAAACCACCUUGACUCCUAGACCAACUCAGAAAAAAGAUACAAGUUUAUAAGGUUACUUAGAACAUUUGAAUUCUGUGAGAACAUUUCGGUCUCCUUUAGUUGGUGAUGCAACAAUCAAAAAAAUUAAAGAGGAAGUCGAGCUAUUUCAAACUGAGAGUCAAACUACAUUAUAAAGAUUCAAAUCUUUAAAAGAACAAGGUGACAAACGCAAAAAGAUAAGUUUGCUGGAAACAGUACGUAAUCCCUUAGCUUAAUAAUAUAAAAAAUUUACAGAAUAACUUUAUACUCUAACUCAUAAUCUACAUUUAUUGAAGGUAAAAUUUCAUUUUUAUAUUAGGAUUAUUUAAACAACUCAAGAAAACUGUUUCAAGUUGUAAAAAACCUUAUUGGAAUAAAGAAAAAUCUUUAUAGAAUUCUAAUUAAUCCUUAGAAUGAAGAGUUAUAUGAAUUUUCAGAAAUUUCUCGACUUUGUUGUAUUAGGGAUGUUCAAUUUAUCAAUGGGGAAUAAAGAGCAAUUGAAAAAUUUGAUUUGUCCUUGAUGGAUGAUUUAAUUUAUAUGACAGAUUCAAUAAAACAGUUGUUACAAUAAAAUUAAUUGAAAGCUAUCGAAAGAAUGCGUGAUAAUGUACUCUUAUUUAUAUUGAAAAAAGAUUAAAGUUGAAUAGAUUGAGAUUAAUAAACUAAGAGGUUAAUUAGGAAUGAGAGAGGAAAAUCAUUAACUUUCAAUAGGAUCUACAGCUAUGAAAAGAUUCAAACCUCAUUUGGAAUUGGAAAAUAUUGAAUCUAGAUUAGGAUUGCUAAAUUAAAUACCUAAGUAAGCAAGAUGGACAUCUUAAUUACUUUGUGAUAUUGUAGAUAGAUUAAAUGAAUGA